This is a messenger RNA of Drosophila suzukii, 589 nucleotides long. The record is from RefSeq and is a predicted model, not a curated record. Lineage: Eukaryota; Metazoa; Arthropoda; Insecta; Diptera; Drosophilidae.
CAUAGACCCACAGAUCCGGAUCCGAGUCCAAAUGUAAAGACAAGUCUGGUUUUGCGGCCGGAGUGGAAAUGUCAGGGAUGUCAAGGAUGUCUGUGUGCCGUUCCAGGCCGCAGCAUUAACUUAAUGCCCGGCCAAAGACAUGACAAGCCGAGCUCCCAGCUCCGACUCAGCUCUCUUCUCCUGGCGAUCUUGCGGUGGACAAGGCCGAACUACUAAAAGCACUUUGUCCCAGUCACCGAACCACCCACAGGACACCCAUCACCCCAUCACCCACCCAUCCGGCAAACACCCACCGCUAAACAAAGCAAACAGCAGCCACAACUACGACAAACUACGGCAGCUAAAACAAUGGAACAAUGGGCUUUUAGAGGCAACCUCAGGCCAUAAAGACCAAUUAAAUUACCCGGGAUUUCCUUUUGAUGACAGUUCAAAUUCGUGUGAGUUCCAUAGAGGAAACAUUCAUUCUAAGAAUCUUCCAGUCCGGUCCCUGGAAAUGCUAAUGCCGGUCGCCUCUUCUACUUGGCCAACUCCAGUUUCCCUGGCCAACAGCAAGAACAGCAAGAACAACAAAGACGCGGGUGGCGUGUAA